This is a messenger RNA of Zea mays, 3108 nucleotides long. RefSeq lists its product as uncharacterized. NCBI's taxonomy places the organism in Eukaryota, Viridiplantae, Streptophyta, Magnoliopsida, Poales, Poaceae. The record is from RefSeq and is a predicted model, not a curated record. The transcript has 4 exons. Bases 1635 to 2879 code for a protein of 414 amino acids.
GUGGUGGACUUCCGGAUCGUACUUAGGGAUUUGCCCGAACUUCCGGUAAAGGCAAGUAAAUACAGUGGUGGUUGCUACCGUUUGGGUUGCAUCCUAUUCCCUGACAUUGAGUAUGCAUAAGUUUUAAUUAUGUUAAUCAUUGAAUUCUAUGAUGAAGUUUAUUUGUUUGGAAGUAUUAAUUCUCAAUUGUCUAAUAUUGUGGAUGAUCAUAAUUUGGUAAUGAUAUAUGUGGUUGAUUCCCAUCUUGGAUGAAGUUGAAGUAUUUUUUUGAAUCACGUUAUAUGAAGUGUUGUAGGCAUGACAUGCUCAUCGCAUCAUCCAUCUUGCAUUUUGAAGUUAUGUCGUGAUCUUAUGGUCCGACCGUACCGGUACAUUUUUAGCAUCGUACGUUGCCCGAGGAGGGGUACGAUGCGGCUCCAUAUCCUUAGAGGUAUGAAGGCAGAAGUCAUCCUUGCAUUUGCAGACAUUUGCACUCAUGAGGUAUAUAUGAAGUGUGACAUUACUAUGUUACUAUUGUGGUUUCUACCUGCGAGGUGUGGUGACUAGGUGUGUUGUACGUUGUAUACGUGCUGCACCUUCGUAAUAAGAAGGUUGUGGAAUCAAGUGGUGGUAAAACAAUGUUCUUAUGUGGUUAAACAGUUUGAUAUUAUUUUACUUGCUGAGAUGUGUCAUCUCACUCUUGCAUUACUCAAUGCAGGUACUUGAUACAUGUUGGGAAUGAGGGGAGUAGCAGCACGUCCACUUUCACUCUCACAAUAACGCUGCCCAGACGCGGCCAUGAUUUAAUUAGAAACUUAUUGUCAAAGGAAGUUUGUUUUUUUAACUAGUCGUGCGCACUAGUUAAUUCACUUCAUGUCGUAUGUUUAACUUCUCUUUGCUAGCCGAUUAAUAAUACUUAGUAUGUUUUUGUCAUGAUAUAUGUUUAUACACUCUUGCCCCCUCAUUUAUGCAAUUUUGCAAGGGGAAUGCUGCCGAAAUUUUAUAUAUAGAUGUCAGAAGUGUUGUUUAGUAGCAUUGCGGGGUGUUGGUGGACCCCGGGGUGUUACAUACGGCUGGUGGACCCACGAUGCGAUGCGAAGGCGCUGCGUCCCAGCGCGAAGGGCUCCACCAUGGUUGAUGCGAUGCCUUCGCCUGUGGUGCCUGCGGUGGCUGCCAGGAGAAUGCCCUCACCUGCAUGGGCUGAUGAGGUGGCAGGGACGAAGUGGGCCGAUUUUGGAGAAGCUAACUGGGAGUUGUCUAUGGACGACUACUUGACUGAAGAUGUGGGCAUGUUCAACGCUCAUAUGGGACUGUCGGCUAGCUGGGCUAGGUUUUGACAGAUGGUGGCAGUGUCGACAAAGUCGGUAGAAGAGAUGACCCAAGCAAAGACUGCGAUGGCGACUUCGCUAGACCCGUGAGCGUGAUUCUACGCUGCUAUUGACUAGGGCAGAGAGGUCGCUAGCACGUCUACGGUUGAGGGUGUGGCGGCAACUAACAUGUGGCAACUUCGCUACAUGAGUUUUUUUACCGAGGUCUAUGCAAUGGUAGGCUGCUAUCUUCACUGAUCAAAUGCAUCUAGGGCGCUGGUGGAUGUUGCGACCUCCCAACUGUGUUCUGAGAAGAAAUGGCAGGAGGACAAGAUAGAACGCCUUUGGAUGCAGAAUAUUGAAGCCAUUAAGGACAAGUCUGUGGCCGAGAACAAGAGUCAGAACCUGUUGGAGAAGGUUGACUCACUUGAGAAAGAGAAUGAGGGGCUCGAUCGCCAGCUAAGUGAGGAGAAAGAUACCGCUUACCACAACAGGGUGGAUGUUAUCACUCGGGUUGGCGUGGACAAGGCACAUACACUUUUUGUUGAUACAUAUCAUGAUCUAGGCAUGGAGACAACCCCCUUCUACAAGUCGGGGGGAGGUGGGGACCCGCUUCCUCGUCUGGAUGCAAGAGGAGUUGGAGUCCCUCCUGUCUAUUGCGACGACCUCAUGUCUUAUGCCUCCCUCGUUACCUGUGAAGGGGUAGCAGAUGCCUUGUCCCAUGAGGGAUGUAGGCACUUCGAAGUCUUUGACCAGAGUAACGAGGACUUUGACCACAGAGUGUUCCAGGUCGAAGAUGUUGUGCUAAAGAGUUUGACUGAGGCACUGUAUGACCGGAUGUGGGGUCCCCACGGUCAUGGAGUCGUCCAAGAGAGGGCUGGUCGGGUGCUGGCACAGGCGCUAAGGGAUGAAGAGAUUGAGGACCUCGCUGGCUUGGAAAGCUUAAUGGAUACGCAAGAUGCUGGUGCGAAGGCGAAUACAGAAGAGCAGUCAUCGCACGGGAGGGUCGGUGGUACUGACCCUGCAGCAGUGGGGACCUUGCAUUCGUCUGCCGCUGAGCAGGUUCUGGUGACUGGGCUUGCGCAAGCAAAUUUUGGCUUCCUGGACAAAGGGAUGGAAAUGGUUGGGGCUGUUGAAUGUGUUACACCAUUGUCUUGUUGGAGUUCAACAAAGUUUAGCAACGAUGGCUCUGAAUUUGACUCAUGGUCGUCGUGUAGCGAAGGGUGGUUGAGCCCUUUCGCGAAGAUGGACGAAGAGUCCUCGGAAGAGAAUUUGGAUUUAUUUGUUGCGUUAGAUGUGUCCGCGGUGGAAUCUAGAAUGGAGGAGUCUUCAUCUAGGGGCCCGACGACAACUGUGGUGAAAAGCAAAAGGAGAAGAGUGGGUGUACCAAAACGAAGGCUAGGGAGUGCCGGAGCUUCACCAAGAGGAGGUGAGGGCUCUCGAAGGCGUCGUAGUAUGGGACUAGGAGGACCUCGCCCGUGGGUCUCACUCCUCAAGGUGCUUCGUAUGUUGCCCCUGCGCCCUCAAGAGAGGGAGGGGGCGUGGUCAGAAGAGGGGCCUCACUGGAUUGUUUGUGCGCCAACAACUGAGUGAGGUUUUGAAGAACGGGGCCUUAGGGCGCUUUUUGAAGACAGGGAGCUUAGGCUUAUGUUGUUUAAUUUUCGGGAGGCUGGUCUAAUCCCAAAAGCAGAGCUUUUGUAAUCCUUAGAAGAUUUGUAUUGUCGUGGCUCGACGAAUUUAAGUGAAACGCUGCCCUCGCCCCCCUUCACCGAGGGACGACUAUGCGGGUCUUCGACUUUUGAAUGUAUUCAUGCAUUAUUAA